This is a messenger RNA of Podarcis lilfordi (Lilford's wall lizard), 169 nucleotides long. Lineage: Eukaryota; Metazoa; Chordata; Lepidosauria; Squamata; Lacertidae. The record is from the annotation of a GenBank genome assembly.
CCAAUUUAAAUUUACCAAAGCGCGCAAUAAUUUCUGCGGGCAGGAAGUGCAAAACUUGUACGGCUUAUCGACUCUCUUAGAUGCAGCGGCCCGGGGACUGCGACUCCAAGCUCUGGCGUGCGCCGAACACAUGUCCCCGGAGACGUUGUUGUCGAUGCAUAAGCCGUAA